AUGGUGUCUGCUCCCUGCGCUCGCUCUCGGGCUCGCUCCUCCUCGCCCGCUGGCUCUCCGUCUCCCGGGGCUGGCCGCGCCUCCCCGCGCCUCCCCACUCGCCCUCCCGAGCCGGCCGCGGCGCUCUCGGGGCUGUUCAGCUGGGCUGGGGCGCCGAGGCGUCUCCCGGGCGCAUCGAGGCGGCGCCGCGCGCCCCGCGCUCGCCUCAAACUCGCCGGCGGCUCCGGGUGGCUGCGGCCGGGCCGGGCUGGCCGGGCCGGGCGGAAGGGGCUGCAGCCGCGGCGGCGGCCGUGUGGCCGGGAGGCCUGGCCGGGCCGGGGGCGGGGGGCGCGUACAGGCCUAGAGCAGGGGCUGCGGAGCCCCCGGGAGGUGGGCGCGGACGGCUGGAGUGGGCUCGCGCCGCCGCCUCUGUCCCCUUCUCCUCCUCCUUCUUCCCCUUCCUUGUCUCUCCGCCGCCAGCAGGUGGGACUCGGAGCCGCCGCCGCCGCCGCACAAAGCUCCGCCGGCGGCAGGACUGAGGCUGCGGGUUCCCCAGGCGCCUGGUGGCGGAGCCUCCCCCGAGACGCGCGCGAGGCUGAGCGGGCACGAAGGGGGCGCGCGCGCUCACACCCUCCGCGCCCCGGGCGGCCGGCCUGCCAGGUACAGAUCCUGGCGCCGAGCCGCGGCUGCCGCUCCUGCCUCCCAAAACCUAAACCGGCGGCUGCACCGGCUUGGACGACGACCUUGCUGAAGUAG
Molecule: messenger RNA, 735 nt
Organism: Globicephala melas (long-finned pilot whale)
Lineage: Eukaryota; Metazoa; Chordata; Mammalia; Artiodactyla; Delphinidae
Source: RefSeq, a predicted model, not a curated record